Messenger RNA from Helianthus annuus (common sunflower), 853 nucleotides. RefSeq names its product AIG2-like protein D. The transcript is spliced from 5 exons. Lineage: Eukaryota; Viridiplantae; Streptophyta; Magnoliopsida; Asterales; Asteraceae. The record is from RefSeq and is a predicted model, not a curated record. The coding region runs from base 170 to 634 and encodes 154 amino acids.
UAUCAUUAAAUUAUCUUUAACGGUAGCUUAACAAAGUAACUGAUUGAGACCGAAUCCCGCAUGAUUCAUUAAUUAAUCGCAAAUAAUAAUUCAUCAACUAACUCAAUUAUUGGGUUAUAUUAUUCUUCUUCUCUCUGCUGAUAAAACAGUGGAGAGAGGUGGAGUUGUAAUGGCGAUGGCAUCUUCCGGUGGUAGCCAUGCGGUGUUUGUAUACGGAAGUCUCUUAGCUGACGACGUCGUUCAAGUCCUCCUCAACCGCGUCCCUCAAGUCUCCCCUGCUAUCCUUAACGGCUAUCACAGGUUUAGCAUCAAAGGGCGUGAUUAUCCUGCAAUUCUACCUGUAGAAAACAAGAAAGUGACAGGGAGGGUUCUAACCGGGCUUUCUGCUACAGAGUUAGAUAUCUUGGACAUGUAUGAAGACGACAAGUAUGACAAGCGGGUCGUUGAUGUUUCUCUGCUGGAUGCCUCUGAGGUCUUACAGGCUUACGCGUAUGUUUGGGGCAACAGUACUGAUCCUGAUUUAUACGGAGAAUGGGACUUUGAGGAGUUCAAAGAGUCAAAGUUGAAAGAUUAUUUGGAAAGGACCAAGAACUAUGUUAAAGAACUGGAGGAUACAGAAACAUCAUUGCCUUGAUAGUUGAUUCAAUCGUACCGCUAUUCAUAGACAAAAUAAUUAUAAUUAUUUGCAAAUCUUGAUACUUUAUAUAGUUUAUGUAAUUCUUACAUCCAUACAAAAUGUUGUGCAGUCAAAUAAACUAUGGUACCAACUGAUAAUAUGUUGUUAAAGUCAAACAUGGUUGUGUGAUUAUGAAUAUGUGAUCAUUUAUAGCAAGAAAUUGUGCUUGAGAUUUCA